UCUGGCAGCAGCUGCUCACAAAUGUGAGCUCAAGGAUCACAAAUGCUUUGUGUGCAGGGAAUGUCUUGAGUGCCUGGCCCAAAAAAAAAAUUGCUCCAGAAGCCCCUGGAGAGCGCCAUGGACCGGGCUGAGCAGCUCCCUGCGGGCAGGAGGAGAAGCUCCCGGUGCCUGGAGCAGAAGAGCAGCAGGGGCUGCAGGACCACGCUGGGGUUUCUCUGUCUGUUCCCCGUGCUGGCUUUGCUGGCAGCUGUGGAAUUCCCAGCUGGAGCUGCAGUUCAGGAAAUUCAGGAAGAUGUGCCAGGCCCAGCUGUGCCCAGCCCAGCCCCUGCCCAGCGCAGCCGGCGCUACACCCUGACCCCGGGCCACCUCAGGUGGGACCACUUCAACCUCACCUACAAGAUCCUGUCCUUCCCCAGGAACCUCCUGAGCCCCAGGGCCACGCGCCGCGGGCUGGCGGCCGCGUUCCGCAUGUGGAGCGAGGUGUCCCCGUUCAGCUUCAGGGAGGUGCCCAGGCACCUGCCCAGCGACCUCAAAAUCGGUUUCUACUCCAUCAACCACACAGACUGCCUGGAGUCCCUGACCCACCACUGCUUCGAUGGCACCACGGGGGAGCUGGCCCACGCCUUCUUCCCACCCCACGGGGAAAUCCACUUUGAUGACCACGAGUAUUGGAUCCUGGGCAACACCAGGUUCAGCUGGAAGAAAGGAGUGUGGCUGACUGACCUGGUGCACGUGGCUGCCCACGAGAUCGGGCACGCCCUGGGCCUCAUGCACUCGCUGAACCCCAGCGCGCUCAUGCACAUCAACGCCACCCUGACGGGCAGGAAGAGCAUCUCCCAGGACGAGGUGUGGGGAAUCCACAGGCUCUACGGCUGCAAGGACAGGUUAUUCAUGUGCCCAGCGUGGGCUAAAAAAGGAUUCUGUGAGGAGCGCAGGAAGCUGAUGAAGAAGCACUGCCCGGCCACCUGCGACUUCUGCUACGAAUUCCCAUUUCCAACGGUGCCCCCCACUCUGCCCCCACCAAGGACCAAAACCAAGACAGUUUCUGAGGGCAGGAACGUCACCUUCCGCUGCGGGCAGAAAAUCAUCCACAAAAAAGGCAAAGUCCACUGGUAUAAAGAUAAGGAACUUCUGGAAUAUUCCUACCCAGGUUAUUUAUCCCUCAGUGAGGAUCACAUGAGCAUCAUUGCCAAUGCAAUUAAUGAAGGAACUUACACUUGCAUAGUGAAGAAAAAAGAAAGAAUCCUGACUACUUAUUCCUGGAGAAUCAGACUGAAGCACUGAGCCAGCCCUGGAUUCAGCUCCUGCUCCUGUUUCCAGCUGGUUUUUUGGCAUUUUAGAUUUAAUCUCCAAUAGUGCAACUGAAUUCUUCAUGAGCUGCUUUGGUACCUUGGGCUAAAGAGACUCUGGGACUGGUUAUGGAAAAUCAAACUCCUCCGGAUUCCUUUGAAUGAUAAAGAAUUUAUCAACUAUUUGCUGUACAGAGAAUUAAAAACCUUUUUUUUUUGUAUGGAAAGUGUCAGAUGGAGCUGUGUGAACUGCUGCAAACCAGGAGCAGACUGUGCCCCAGCCCCUGGGACAGGGGGAUGGCAGGAAAAGGACAAGUUUAACACUCUGAGUGUUUUCCUGCCAUUUUUACAGAAGAAAUUACACUGCUAAGCUUUAAUAUUACUUUUCUGUCACUUGUCAGGAGGAUGAGGGUCCCACAAACCCUAUUUUGCUCAUUCCAGCACAUUCAGGGAUCCACAGAACAAUUCUUUCCCCCCAAGUGGAUUCCUGUGGUUCAAGGGUUUUCCUCUUAUCCCAAGAGGCAUUUCUUGCUCAGAGUUUGAUCCUUGAGGGGUCUGAGCUGCUCAGAGUUUGGUCCUUGAGGGAUUUGAACUGCCCAGUUUUGUAAUUAAGGGGUCUGCAUUUCUCAGUUUGGUUCUUGAGGGGUCUGAGCUGCUCAGUCUGGUAAUUAAGGGGUCAAAGAUGCUCAGUUUGGUAAUUAAGGGGUCUGUGCUGCUCAGAGUUUGGUCCUUGAGGGGUCUGAGGUGCUUAGUUUGGUUCUUGAAGAGUCUGCACUGCUCAGUUUGGUAAUUAAGGGUGUGCAGUGCCCAGUUUGGUAUUUAAGGGGUCUGCGCUGCUCAGUUUGGUAAUUAGGAGUCUGCAUUGCUCAGUUUGGUAAUUAGGGGUGUGCAUUGCCCAGUUUGGUAAUUAGGGGGUCUGAGCUGCUCAGAGUUUGGUCCUUGAGGGGACUGAGGUGCUCAGUUUGGUUCUUGAAGGGUCUGCACUGCUCAGUUUGGUAAUUAAGGGUGUGCAGUGCCCAGUUUGGUAUUUAAGGGGUCUGCACUGCUCAGUUUGGUAAUUAAGGGUGUGCAGUGCCCAGUUUGGUAUUUAAGGGGUCUGCAUUUCUCAGUUUGGUAAUUAAGGGGUCUGAGCUGCUCUGAGUUUGGUCCUUGAGGGGUCUACACUGCUCAGUUUGGUGCUCUCUUUGGGUCAGAGCCUUGAGCCCAGUGGGAUUGGGGUGAUUUCCUCCCUCAGGAGGAGGUGACAGUGCCCCAUCCAGCUGGAGAGGAGCUGGGGGCAGGGAAGCUGGGAACAGUUCCUUGUCACGGCCAAACUAUGCACUGGGGUCAUGCUUUAAUCCUGUACAGCUUCCCUGCACUCCUGGGUUCCUGGGGAAGCUUCUGGAAUCAGGAAUGUUCAGCUGUUUCUCCUUCAGGCUGAGGGGAACAGGGAGUUUUGUUUUCCCCCACAGGAAAACAUCCAGGCUGCUUUUCCCAGCUCACCACAACUGCAGCUGAGCCACGUUCCAGCCCCACAGCCCUUCCCCAGCAGAACUCUCCAAACUGGACUGAAACUGAUAAAAUGUUUAGGAUUGGAGUGAAUCCCUUACUGGCCUGGUGCCCAGCUGUGGUUGCAGGAAAAUGUGGUUUUCCAGAUCUCCCUGUUCCUAAAACAAAGUGACAGCUUCACUAAUCAGGGGCUCCAGAGGAUGAGAUUCCAACAGGAUUGCUCCUCUCCUCUUUCCCCAGAAAGGAUUGGAAUGUGGCCUUGCACAACCACUAAAGCUGAGUUCUUCUCUGGAUGGAAAAAGGGCAUAUAUAAAAAAAAACCUUCACAGAAAAUGAAGUUUUGAGUCUCCAUAUUAAAUCUUUUUGAUUUAUAAAACAAUAGAGUAAUUUGUUUUGCACCACUAUAAAUACAUUUACAAAACAAACAAAAAAAUCUGGUCAGGGAGUAUCAAACCCAGCCCAGCUCUCUCCAAGGAUACAAACCUCAUAAUUGUCAUUUUUCUUUUUGCCCCAAAUAUAUUCAGACACAAACAAUUUAUUACUUAAAAUAAAAAAUAAACUCUCUUUACUGUCACCAAUAUCCCACUUUGCUGCAUGUGAAGCAAUGAAAUCCUUCACACUGUUAAACAAUUGAAAAUGUAUUUUAAUUCUACAAAUUUACAAGGAAAAAAAAAAAAAAAAACAAACUCAACAACAACAAAAAAACUAAAAACAAACCAGAAACUGUU
Camarhynchus parvulus is the source of this 3505-nucleotide messenger RNA. It is a transcript of the gene MMP23B, whose product is annotated as matrix metallopeptidase 23B. Lineage: Eukaryota; Metazoa; Chordata; Aves; Passeriformes; Thraupidae. The record is from RefSeq and is a predicted model, not a curated record. Gene Ontology annotation, biological process: extracellular matrix organization; collagen catabolic process; proteolysis. The transcript has 8 exons. The coding region runs from base 118 to 1284 and encodes 388 amino acids. Gene Ontology annotation, cellular component: extracellular matrix. Gene Ontology annotation, molecular function: metalloendopeptidase activity; zinc ion binding.